CAGUAUUGCGCAAAGUAAACAAACUGCUGUCGUUAAAUAAGAUAAAAAGCUAGACCAUACGCUUGCUAUUACAGUUAAUCCAGUAUGUUACAUACUCCAAGACCUUCUCAAUGACAUGCUGAUUCUGGUCAUGUUAUAACAAGUACUCUCUCGAAAACAAACAAAUGGUAUAAAGAACGAAAACCUGCAUGUUAUCCUUGUUAUUUUUCUUUUCUAUACCUAUUGAAGACAAUUUACCAUCAGUUUGAGUAUUUCAGCAGCCAGAAUAUGUAUAAUUCUAGAGAUAUGGUCGAUCAGCAUUAGCAAAAUCAACUCUGUUUCUCUCUCAGCCCACCGCUUGGUUUCAGCCAGUCAGGUUGUUGCGACCCGCCAAAAUCGCUCUGGCAUUUUCAAACCCCGAUUUCAUCUUCAAAAGGAGUGACUUUUCCUUCAGUAUUGUGUCAUUUCUCUCGCUUAAUCGAUCAUAAUGGACAUGUCCAGCGGUUCGACUUCUAUGACAAUGACGAUGGGAACCUUCCAUUGGACCUCCGUUGGUGAUGCACUGUGGUUUGAUAGCUGGGUUCCAUCUUCAGAAGGUGCUUAUAUCGGUGCAUGCAUUGCAUUGUUCGUUCUGGCCAUUCUCGCUCGAGGAUCCGCGGCUCUUCAGUAUUACGUUGAAGGAUGGCUUAUUAUCAAAGAGGAAAAGAUAUUGCAUGCAGCAGACAACAAAUUCGCCAGAGCCGAUUCUAAAGUUACCAAGAAUACGUCUCUGGAUGAGUCCAUUGAUGGCCUGCGACGACGGGAUGGGGAUAUUAAUCAUAAUGAAAAACCUCUAGAAUACUCCACAACUUCGACGCCAACAUUUAUGUCGAAAACGAAAGCUCCAGCUCGACUAGAACUUCCUCAUGUACCUGCCUUUCACUGGCAAACCGACACACUUCGAAGUUUAUUGUCAACCCUCGUCACCUUUAUCAGCUACCUACUCAUGUUGGUUGUGAUGACUGGCAAUGGUGCAUAUUUCAUUGUUAUCAUAAUAGGCGUGUUUGUAGGAGAAAUGGUGUUUGGUAGAUAUCGUGCAUUACGAGGGUUCCACGAUCUUCAUAAUCAUUAGAUGCUCCAAUUUGUGUAAUAUUUUCUCA
Molecule: messenger RNA, 1118 nt
Organism: Umbelopsis ramanniana AG
Lineage: Eukaryota; Fungi; Mucoromycota; Umbelopsidomycetes; Umbelopsidales; Umbelopsidaceae
Exons: 1
Coding region: 467-1090 (207 amino acids)
Biological process (GO): intracellular copper ion homeostasis; copper ion transmembrane transport
Cellular component (GO): plasma membrane
Molecular function (GO): copper ion transmembrane transporter activity
Source: RefSeq, a predicted model, not a curated record